AUGUAGGAGAUUAAUCUAUUUUUAUUUUAACAUCAAGGAUAAAGGUUAAAAAUUGAUAUCAAAGUUGAUUUACUUAAAUUACAUAACAAUUUGCCGACAUAUAUAGGAAUGAGAGAUUUUUAAUUAUUUCUUAGUAAUGAAGGGUGUAUGGAUAAAAAUAUAGUUCCUUUUGAUGGUUGUUUUUAAAAUAAUUAUGAUUGUAUUUAAGGUUGCGAAAAUUGUAUUAAAGGAAUUUGUUAUGGUUGUUUUAUUGGAUGGUAAUUUUUAGAAUAAAUAAAAUCUUGUAUUCCUUAAUGUGGAGAUGCUAUCAUCACUUAUGAUGAGGAAUGUGAUGACGGUAAUUUAUUAGCUUAUGAUGGAUGUUACUAAUGCAAAUACUCCUGCUCUUAAAAUUGUAGAGUAUGCGAAUUUGGAAAAUGUUUGGAGUGUGGAAAUUCAUAUCUACUUUUAGAUGGUUAAUGCUAAUAUAUUUCUGAUUAUUUAGAUAACACUUAUAUGGAAGAAUAAGUAGAGUGUUUCAAUUUCUUUAUGAGUUAGGAAUAAUAUUAGUAAUAUAGAACACAAUGUGAAUACUAAAGUAUAUAUUAAACUAAUGAUGAUUUGAAUCUUAUAAAUUUUAGAGUAUUUGGAUAUCAACAUAAUAAUUAAUCAAUAUUUUUGUAAAUUAAUAAUUGUAAAGUGGAAUAAUUUGGAAAAUGUUUGGAAUGCCAAAAUGAAUAUGAAUUAGAUUUUCAUAAAAAACAAUGUAUUCCUAAAUGUUAGGAUGGAAUUAAAUUAUCACAAGAACUAUGUGAUGAUGAGAAUAGAAUCCAAUUUGAUGGUUGUUAUAAAUGUUAAUAAAGUUGUUAAAUAGAAUGUUUAUUUUGUUCUGAAAAUAAAUGCUAUAUAUGCAAAGAAGGAUGGUAACUUCAAGAGUAUUUGUGUAUAUAAAUUUGUGGAGAUGGAUUAUUGGCUAUUUUAUCUAUCGAAUAAUGUGAUGAUCCUGAAGAUCUUAAUUGUGUUAAUUGUAAAUAUUAAUGUGAUCAUGAUUGCUUGGUUUGUGAUAAGUUCUAAAAUUGUGAAUAGUGUAUAUAUCCUUAUGAGAUUAAAGAAGGGAAAUGUUUACCGAUUUGUGGAGACAAUAUAAUUUCUCUUCCUUUUGAAUAAUGCGAUGAUGGUAAUGAUAUCCCUUAUGAUGGAUGUUUUGAAUGUCAAUACUAAUGCUCUUAUGGAUGUAUUUAAUGUGAGAAGGACAAUAAAUGUGUACAAUGUGAAGACUAAUAUUAUUAUUUAAAUAAUUAAAAUUUUAAGUGCGAAUAACUUAAGUAAAUUAUUGAUUCAGAACUAAAACAGGAAUUAAAUGAUAAUGAUUAAUUAAUUGUAUAAUGCAAUCAGAAUUAAGCAUUUUUCAAUAAUUAAUGUAUUAAUUUAUGUGGCAAUGGAAUACUUAAUAGCCAUUUUGAAUAAUGUGAUGAUGGAAAUAAUGAUGGAGGAGAUGGAUGUUCAGCUUCAUGUUUUUAAGAAGAUUCUUUUAAAUGUCUUAAUCAAGAAAACUCUAUAAGUAUUUGCACAUUUAUUCAAGCACCAAAUUUCAAUUUAAUUUUACUUUCUGAAAAAAGUAAUAAAACAAAAAUAAUUGACAUAAGUUUUUCAUAAGAAGUAUAUAUAUCAUGCGAAAAUCUUUUUGACCAUGCAUUAGAUAUUAUGAUCAUUCCAUAAACUUAAUAUGAACUAACUAUUAUUCCAUUAAUAAACAUUACUUCUUAGUUAAGUAAUCCUAUUUAUCAAAUUAAUAUUGAACUUUUAGAGCCUGUUGUAGAUCCAAUUUUAGAAAUUUCAAUAUAGAAAUUUUGUAUUUUUAAUUAGUUUGAUUUGGAUUUAAGUACUAAUUCGAAACAACUACCUCUAGGAACUCCGAUCAUAUUAUCAACAGCUACAUAGAAAAGAGUAAUCUCAGUUAUCAAAAUGAAUGAUGCUAUGGUUUAUUCAUCAACUAGCAUUUCUGUAAUUCUAUUAUUAACUGGUAAUUACAUUGUUUUUUUCAAUUUAUUAGACUUACUAUAAUCAUUAUCUUACAUUAGAUAUAUGCAAUAUAAAUUUCCUCCUCAUUUAACUUAAUUUCUUGAAACUUAUACAAAAAUUUCUUUAUAACCAAUUUUAGAUAGUUUAAAGGUUGAUGAAAUUAUAGCUUAAAUUAAUGGAGGUACUCUUCCAUAUUUUAGAAAGAAAUCUCAACAAUCAAAACAAAUUGAUGUUUUGAAUUAAUUUUAUUUAAUGAAUGCUAAGGGAUGUUACUUUUCUUACUUUUUAUCAUUGCUAACAUAUUUUAUGUGUUGUCUAAUAUCUUCAAUAAAGGUUUCAUAAUGGAUGGGAAAAAACUUUGAAAAAAAUAAAGAUAGUAUGAAAGUUCUUCGCAUAAUUUCAAUCUUUUAAAAAAGAAUUCAAUCAAAAUGUUCUAAAGUUAAAAACUAUUAUUUCUCUUAAGGAAUCUAUUAAUUAUUUUAUUCAACACUUCAUUAGUUAGUAUUUAGUACUUUGUUAUAAUUUCCUGAAUAUACAUUCAAUUCUAUUUUUGAGAUAAUUAAUAGCAUAGUUGCAUUAACAAGUUUAUUAUUCCUCAUUUAAAUAUUUUUUAGGUUACUAUCUAUCACAACUUCAUAAAUUAAAGAUAAAUAAAAAUGGAAGUAUUUUUUUUAAGAUUCAAAAAUUGAAUUUUGGGCAAGUAAUUUCAAACCUUUUUAAAUAUAUAGAACAGUUUUUUAUAUCACAAUUAUUGUAGAAUUCAUAAGAUAUCCUGAAGCAUAAUCAAUAUUACUUUCUAUGCAGUCAUUAUUUUAUUUAAUAUAUUUGAUCUUCUUUAGACCUAUUAAAUCAAAUUUUGAUUUAAUAAAAUUGUUGUUUAGAGAAGUCAUAUUUUUGUUAAUUACAGGAUCAUUCUUAGUCUACAGUUUAGAAUUAAAUGAGGAUUAAUAUUUAUUAUAUGGAUGGUUACAUAUAGCUCUGUUUUGUUUCAUAAUGGGCUUUACUUUAAUAGUUGACAUUGUAUAUUAAGGUAAAUAGGCAUAUUAUACCCAUUUAAAAAAUAUAUAGAAGAAAGAAAUAAAGCAAAUUCAGUUAUAUUAUGAUAAUCCAUUAUAAAAAUUUGUUUGGAAUGACAAUUUAAAUUUGAAAAAAAAAAUAUGA
This is a messenger RNA of Paramecium primaurelia, 3162 nucleotides long. The record is from the annotation of a GenBank genome assembly. Lineage: Eukaryota; Ciliophora; Oligohymenophorea; Peniculida; Parameciidae.